AUGACCUACAUUGAAGUACAACAUGUCUGCAUUGUAAACAGUACUGCAAAUAUGUCUCUAGAAUACAAGACUAUCACAUAAUAUUCUGCAAUCAACGGUAGCCAGCGUAAGGUCAACACAGGUAAGAGAGAGAGACGUUGACAACUAUCUGACAUUGCCUGACAGAGACAACGUUGAAAAAAUGAUGAUGAUGAUGAUGAUGAAGAAGAAGAUGCGGACUGCUGCACGAUUCAGGUCUCAGUUGUGGAGACUGAAGAUGCCUAGCCUCUGUCACAGAAGCUUUGCUGCCAUCUCCACUUACAAAGCUGUCAUUUUUGACAUGUAUGGAGUUCUCAUUCCGUCACCUGUCAAAUUGGCAACAGUGUUUGAACGACAGAACGGUGUUCCUCUGGGCACGCUGGGCAAGGCCAUCAGGACAGGUGGGGAGGUGAACGCGUGGAAGAGGUUCAUGCGUGGAGAGAUUGGGGCUGAGGAGUUUGUGGAGGCCUUCAGCAGGCAGUGCAGUGAGAUAGCAGGAUGUCCUGUUCCCAUUGGCUCAUUCUUGUCUGAUCUGACCAGUGGGCCAAUGACCAGGCCUCUACCCUUCAUGAUGGAGGCCAUUUUGUGUGCUCGCUCCAGGGGCCUGAAGACUGCUGUCCUCAGCAACAACUUCCUCCAGCUGAACGGUGACCCCUUCCUGCCUCUGGACCACUCUCUCUUCGAUGUGAUAGUUGAGUCGUGUAGGGAGGGCCUCAGUAAGCCAGACCCUAGUAUCUACCACCUGUGCCUGAACAGACUGGGUGUCUCUGCCCAUGAGGCUGUGUUUCUGGAUGACCUGGAGUUAAACGUUAAGGCAGCUGCCCAGCUAGGGAUACAUGCUAUCAAGGUAGGGGACCUUGCAGUGUCAGUGAAGGAGCUGGAAGGGGUGCUGGGGAUCCCCCUGUCAGGGUUUGUUCCUGGGCCUGGCUCUGCCCCUUGGGACACAAAGCUCCCUAUGGACCAACUCACACAGUACCUGAGGAAGACUCUCCAUCUGUCUGACAAAGACCCUGUUGCUGUCCAACAACUCAGCCCCAGUCAGUCAAACGCCUUAUAUCACUUGACCACUGGAGGGCGCCAUCUCCUCCUGAGGAAACAGCAGAAGACCUCCCGUGCCAUGGAUACAGAGUACAGGUUGUUGAAAUCUCUCAGUGGAUCAGGCAUCCCUGUUCCAGAGAUCAUUGAUCUGUGUGAGGACACAAGUGUCCUGGGUGCUCCCUUCCUCUUGAUGGAGGUCUGUCUAGGUAGGAUGUUCAGUGACCCCUCCCUGCCAGGCCUGACCCCUGGGGACAGGAGGGCCUUGUACCAAGCCAUGCAACACACACUCUGCCAGAUCCACUGUCUAGAUACUAGAGCAGUCGGCCUGGAGGACUACGACGAGCCAGUGGAUUACAUGAGGCUUCAGGUACAGUGGUGGACUCAGCAGUACAGGGACAGUGAGACUCUGCCCAUCCCAGCCAUGGAGAGACUCAUACAGUGGCUUCCUCUGCACCUCCCCAAACACCAGAGAACUACGCUGAUCCAUGGAAGCUUCAGACUGGAGAACCUUGUGUUCCACCCAGAGAAGCCAGAGGUGGUUGCGAUGAUGGACUGGGGCCGUUCCAGACUGGGUGACCCUCUAACAGACCUGACCUUCAGCUGUAUGGCUCACUACCUGCCCCAGGACAACCCUCUACUGACAGGUACCGUUAUACCACCUAACCGUACUACUGCACCCUACCAGGCCCACAGAUAUAAAACUCAAAUGGGCACUGUGAACAAGCAACUGUGA
This is a messenger RNA of Salvelinus fontinalis (brook trout), 1789 nucleotides long. RefSeq names its product acyl-CoA dehydrogenase family member 10-like. The transcript is spliced from 12 exons. Lineage: Eukaryota; Metazoa; Chordata; Actinopteri; Salmoniformes; Salmonidae. The record is from RefSeq and is a predicted model, not a curated record. The coding region runs from base 182 to 1789 and encodes 535 amino acids.